This is a messenger RNA of Komagataella phaffii GS115, 2814 nucleotides long. Its product is annotated as Putative transcription factor containing a zinc finger. The transcript has a single exon. Bases 1 to 2814 code for a protein of 937 amino acids. Gene Ontology annotation, biological process: regulation of DNA-templated transcription; DNA-templated transcription. Gene Ontology annotation, molecular function: zinc ion binding; DNA-binding transcription factor activity, RNA polymerase II-specific; DNA binding. NCBI's taxonomy places the organism in Eukaryota, Fungi, Ascomycota, Pichiomycetes, Pichiales, Pichiaceae. The record is from RefSeq and is a predicted model, not a curated record.
AUGCCAAAUGGAAAACGUGAGAAGAGAGCAGAAGCCAAACGUCAAAGGGUAGCCAAGGCUUGCGACUACUGCCGUUCGAAGAAAGUACGAUGUGACGGAGAACAGCCGUGUAAUAACUGUAUUUCCUGCAAAACUUCCUGUACAUAUAACCAUGUCAAGAAACGACGGACCACAGAUAAGAAAAGUUCGCCAAAAAGGUCAAAGGAAGUGGAUGACAGAUUGGAGCGGCUGGAACUAAUGAUUGAGUCACUUGUUACGCAGUUAGGCUCUUCUAACUCUGUAGUACCAGUUUCACGUAUUCAACACAAUGAAGAAACUACCGAUGACGAUGAGAGCGACUCUACACAGGCCGAGAAUGAUGCCCAUUUGCAACCCAGUACGAAUAAGAAAACCGACCAAAAGGAGUUGAAUGGUCUUUCCAGAGAGGUUACCCCAUUUUCUUCAAAUGGAAAGACAAGCUGUUCCGAUGCCACUCUCCAGUUUGCUCAUCGAAAGACCGAGUGCUUCGACUCAUUCUUCGCUGAGUACUGUUCAUUUUCUUUAUUUUCUAAAGAGGGACAAGAAUGGUUAGUCUCAAAAAUGAAAAGCGAACAUUUAGAAAUAAUCAAUAAGAACUUAAGACAUAUGUUCGCAAACUAUGUUUCAUACUCGUUCACUCUAUGGAUCGAGCCAAUUCAGCCUAGUGACUUACAGCCACUUUUUCCAAAAAAUAUAUCUUUAGGAUUAUUGAAGUUUCUUUUUUCCUAUGUAUCCCAAUCACUAUACCCCAUCGAUACAAAUGAGCAGCUCGCUUUGCUAGAAGUAUAUUGCGAAUCACAGGGAAGAGGCAAAGGCAAAUCGCAUCAUCUAUCUUAUGCUAAUUUGAUGAUGCUCAACAUGUUUUUAGCAUUUUCACUGGCCCUUUAUCGUGAUUCGGUUUUGAAAACUAGUGUUAGGAUCGAAGGACUGGAUAUAUCGCCAGAGAAAUCGAGAGAGUAUGAAAGUGGCUUCCUAAGAAACACAAUUUUUUAUUACCAGCGACUAUUUUUAGUUGGGGAUGGGCUUAACUCCAUUCUUGCAAUUUUAUUACUUUACAAAUAUUGUGAAGGAACGCUUGCAUUCCAUGCUGCGUAUAUGUUAUUGUCGACUGGUGUCAGAUUAGCCCAGGAAAUGGGACUUCAUCGUGCUGAAUCAUAUGCGGGUCUCUCUCAAAAAGAACAGGAUAGUAGAGCAAUAAUAUGGUGGGACUGCUAUACAGAGGACAAACUUUACUCUAUUAAAUCGGGGAAGCCUUCGAUUAUUAACGAUCUUGAUGUUUCUGCCCCGCUACCUUCCUAUUGGCGAAAACUGGUCGUACUUCCCCACAAAGUCGAUGAAUUUCGUCGAGCUAUUGACGAAGAAUACGGUCCAGGUCUAGCAAUUCCUGAAUAUAUUCGAAUCAAUGCUCUUAAUACCAGCUAUAACAAGGGAAAAGCUGCUGUUUUACAUUACUUCUUGAGCUUGAGUUUUUUAGUUUCCUACAUCUAUCAAACUGUAUUCUCGGUGAGUACCACCAACCAUCGUUCUUUGGAGGAGCAGAUGAUUCAAUUUGAGGUGAUAAACGAAAAAUUAGAGCAAUGGAGAUUAUCUUUACCAGAGCAAUGUCGUCCAAAGUCACGCAAAGAGUUGAACAAUGAAGAUAUCUACAAAAAUCUUACUGUUGAAGGUGUGGAACGAGUUCUCCACGAGCAAAACAAAUAUUCGACUUCAAGCGUAAUAAAUCCCUUUGAAAUUGAUGGCCCUACAGAAUCAGUUCAUUUUAGAUUGUUACUGAAAGACUUGCAUUUGGCAUACUAUACAAUACUAUCCUCAGUUUGUAAGGUAUUUAUUGACAAAUCGUCAAAAUUGGUAAGCGCAAAUCAUAGUCAUUCAAGAGUUGUUGGAGAGUAUGUUGCUAUGCGGGUUAACUCUUGCAGGGAAGUUUUGUUCAUGUCCAAGGAAGUUGGAGAGGGUACAACCUUUUUUGCUAAUAUUUUUUCAUUCUACCUGCUGGCUGCAUUUAUUCCACUGUUUUGCAAUAUUUUGAGAAAUCCAGAUUCUGAAACUACCGCCUUUGACUUUGCGCUGUUGUAUUAUUCUGAAAAACAUUAUUUUGAAAGAUUGGAAGGCCCACACACAGCAGAGCCUACGCUUUCACGCCAUCCGUUGAGUUUACUAACGGCUUUCUUUUUAUUAGUUGCUCACAACUUGACCAAAAGAUCGUCAAACUUUGCAAGCAUCUCAACUAAGUUCGAUGAGUUUGAGCGUAAGAAUUUUGACAUAUUUAAGACGAUUGGGCUGACUUCUUAUUCUCAGUCAAAGAGUAACAAACUUUCCUCAAAGUCUGACCCUUCUCUUACGGUUUCAGCAAGUGAAGAUUUCCAUCAGGAUCUAACUUCUAGACUUGAUUUCAAACAAGAUAACAAGAUAACGUCGGACAGUGUGACGUUCGAAGCUUCUAGAGAUAAUUAUCUGCCGACUUAUACCAAAGAUUCACUGAUUAACGGGCAUAGUCUGUAUCGGGAACCCAAUUUUGCUUCUCAGAUUGUCCCCCCUAUCAUGCCCCCAGAUACAUUGCUGCAACACGAGGAGUCAAAUCUUGCUGAUGCAAAUUUUCAAUCUAUUCACCCCAUGGUCAAUUCUACUGAGAGCGCAUAUAUCCCUAUCGAGUAUCAGAAUCAACCAGGCAUCUCUGAAAACUCCAAGCUUGUUAAUGACCUGAAUCAUGAAAGCUUUCUACAAGACGACAGUGCCGAUGAGAGAGCAUGCUUGUUUCAGACCGUUUUUGAUGUGCCAGGCUUUUAUUUAGAUUCAUAA